This is a messenger RNA of Knipowitschia caucasica, 1248 nucleotides long. NCBI's taxonomy places the organism in Eukaryota, Metazoa, Chordata, Actinopteri, Gobiiformes, Gobiidae. The record is from the annotation of a GenBank genome assembly.
AUGUCCAAGUUUAAUCCUCCGUCGGAGUUUAACUUCACGAGCCCGGGAGAAUGGCCGGAGUGGAAACAGAGGUUCGCACGCUACAGGCUGGCCACAAAACUGAACAAAGAAAAUGGCGAGGUUCAAGUCUGCUCACUUAUCUACGCGAUGGGCAGCGAAGCAGAGAAAAUCUUCGCCUCGUUCGAGUUUGCUACGGAAGACGAUAAGAAGAAUUACGAAGGGGUUCUCUCAAAGUUGGAUGAGUACUUCAUACCCAGACGCAACGUAAUACACGAGAGAGCGUGUUUCUACCAACGUAACCAACUGCAAGGGGAAAAGGCAGAGGCGUACAUAAGGGUGCUGUACGAGCUAGCGGAGAACUGUGAUUUUAGCGAUAAGCGGGAUGAACACAUCCGUGAUAGACUCGUAGUGGGCAUUAAAGACAAAGAAUUGUCUCUGAAAUUGCAGCUCACAGCAGAUCUGACGCUGGCUCAUGUUAUACAGCAAGAGGACGUCGCAAAGUACUACACAAAAAGCACACCCCACACACUGAAAGAGAGUCCCCAGACUGCGUUAGAAGCAGUGUACGCACCUGGCAAGACCUUGGCAGUGGCAGACGCGCUGUCCAGGGGUCCACUGGAACAGACCGGAGACGAGCACCUUGAAGAGGACGUGACCGUGCACAUCGGAGCAGUCCUCAGCCACUUACCAGCCACCCCCCGGAAACUACAGCAGAUAAGAGACCACACUAUCCAAGACCCCGAGUUACAGUUAGUGAAACAGCUCACUCAGACGGGUUGGAGCACUCCUACCACUUCUACAGGCUUCAGCCCAGCAGAGCUGCUGAUGGGCCGCAAGAUCAGAACCACGCUGCCCACCCUGUCUGCUAACCUGGAUCCGAGCUGGCCAGAUAGGAAGGAGAUGCGCUCUGCGGAUGCUGCGGCUAAGCUGAAACAAGCAUUCUACUACAACCGCAGGAAUGGUGUUCGACACUUACCACCACUGGACCCUGGAGAAGGGGUCCUGAUGAAGUUGGACAAUGAGAAACAAUGGACUACACAAGGAACGACACAAGGUAACUGUUCUACCCCUAGGUCAUACGUUGUGGUAACGCCGGAGGGAGGUUGUUACAGACGUAACCGCCGUCACCUAUUGCGACUGCCCGCUGCUUCCAAGAAUCCAAACCCCAGCGGGUCACCGGAUGAUCCUCUGCCCGUGAGCAGCGAUGUCGGCAGUAAGAGUGUAUUUCCCACACUAUGUGGUCUGUGA